AUGGGAUACUUAAAAGUGACAAAACAUUUCGGUUUACCUAAGCGUAGCCUAGAACUUUAUGUCAAGAAAGAUGCCAAUCCAGAAGUACUUGUCAAGGUUCAUAUGGGAAGAGCUCCAGCUUUGCCUGAUCAUUUAGAAGCAGAGCUAGAAAAAUAUUGUAAAGAAUUAGACCAACAAUUUUAUGGGUUACGUCUAAAGGACAUCAAGCACAUGGCGUUUCGAUUCGCAAUUAAAAAUUAUCUUAAGCACCUCUUCAGCUUGACUAAAGAAUGUGCUGGUAAAAAGUGGCUACGUGGGUUUAUGAGCAGACAUCCUGAUUUAUCAGUUAGAACACUCUGA
This is a messenger RNA of Parnassius apollo (apollo), 339 nucleotides long. The record is from the annotation of a GenBank genome assembly. Lineage: Eukaryota; Metazoa; Arthropoda; Insecta; Lepidoptera; Papilionidae.